ACACCCUCCAAAACAAACCAUAUAGUUGUAUCAUUGUUACUUCCAAACCCUUAAAAAUUCACUCUUUCCUAUAACAAAAUCCAAUAAUAAAAGAUUAAUUAAAAAUGGCGAAGUCAGAUCCUCUGAUCAUUGGAAGAGUAGUUGGGGAUGUAAUAGACCCAUUUAGUCCAAGUGUGAGAAUGUCUGUUACUUAUAAAACCAAGCAAGUUUAUAAUGGCCAUGAACUUUUCCCUUCCGCUGUCACUCUUAAGCCUAGGGUUCAAGUUCAUGAUGGUGGCAUGAAAUCCUUUUUCACUUUGGUGAUGACAGAUCCAGAUGUUCCUGGACCCAGUGAUCCUUACCUGAGAGAGCACCUCCACUGGAUAGUCACAGAUAUUCCAGGCACAACAGAUACCACUUUUGGAAAAGAGAUAGUUAGCUAUGAAAUGCCAAGGCCAAACAUAGGAAUACACAGGUUUGUGUUCAUACUCUUCAAACAGAAACGUAGGGGAAGUGUGGCCCCACCUUGCAGUCGAGAUGGAUUCUGUACCAACAAAUUUGCUCAACUAAAUGAACUUGGUCUUCCUGUUGCUGCUGUCUUCUUCAAUUGUCAAAGGGAAACAGCUGCUCGCAGGCGCUAGCUAGCUAAUUACUCAUUAAUUAAUCACUUCAUUAAUUAAUUAACCUCAUCAAUUUAUGUAUCAAUUAUUAAUUAUGUACCAUAUAUAAUUGUGUUGACCUAACUAGCUAGCUUUAACAAGACGAUACAUUAUGGUUAUUAGUUUAUGGACGGGUUGCCGUUGCAUGCUAUGUCAUGUGUUUGGCUUAUUAUUAGCUUGUAUUAUGCAUGUUUAUGAUAUGUAUUAUUUGUAAGGAUUAAUUUCACCAUCUAUUAACCAUCUUUCUAAUAAUAUUUGAG
This is a messenger RNA of Amaranthus tricolor (Joseph's coat), 898 nucleotides long. Its product is annotated as protein CENTRORADIALIS. Gene Ontology annotation, biological process: negative regulation of flower development; vegetative to reproductive phase transition of meristem. The transcript has 4 exons. The coding region runs from base 105 to 620 and encodes 171 amino acids. NCBI's taxonomy places the organism in Eukaryota, Viridiplantae, Streptophyta, Magnoliopsida, Caryophyllales, Amaranthaceae. The record is from RefSeq and is a predicted model, not a curated record. Gene Ontology annotation, cellular component: cytoplasm; nucleus.